GCAAGGGCUGCGAUUUCGAAAGUCUGUGAUUACGUGAUGGGGAACGGAGAGACAGGGAAGCGAGUAAACAAACACGUUCGAAUGGAGGAGACGUUCAAACCGCCAACGGAAACUGAGCUGUCAGACGGCCGGGAGGGUGGAUGGUGUUUGACGAAGAUCUGAACUAUGCAGAAAAGCUCUAAGCAGACAACUUCCAGAAGACAUAAGCAGACUGUUGUUACCUUCAAAAAAUUGUCCAUCCAUUCUUCCAAGCAGAAGAAAAAAAGUCAAGAGGAUUUUGUACAGCUGCUUCCACUAGAAGUCAGUUUAAAGAUUUUUAGUGAACUUGACAUUCAGAGCUUAUGCAAUGCUGCAAUGACAUGCAAGACCUGGAACUGCACCAUUGAGAACUGUGAUUAUUUAUGGAAACAUCAUUGUUUAAGUGUAAGGGCCAUCUGUCAGCGAGAGAUUGAUUGUGACAGAGGAAAUGGGUAUUCAUGGAAGGUCACAUUGCUGCGAAACUACUGGAAAAGCAAAGUGAAGAAUGAGUGGCUAAGUGGAAAAUACAGCAACAUUCAUUCUUGCAAUGGCUUGCCAGACAAAACUUCUCCUAACAGGAGCUAAAUGGCAUGAUCAUGAAGGUGAAAAAGGAAAGAAAAAGAAGUCCACAGAAGGCCUUUGGAUUUUGAAAUGAGAGAGACAAGAGCAUGCAUAUUUUGCUGAUAUAGGAAGGAUUGCCUGUUAUUUUUUAGUGCAACCAGUUCAUGCUAUCAUUUUUACUGGACCAGUAAAAAGUCAUACCAGUCUUUAAUCAGUAUCAUAAUUACUGGCACUGCCAGCCACAUCUGACAACUCUACUCUUGUGUACUAUGGGUCUAAUUCUUUCUAAGCACUAACUUCAUUUUCAUCUAGUAUUGCCCAUUUUUAUGGGCCUUGCUCAUAUGCCUUUAAAAGCAGUGAUUAAGCCUCCC
Molecule: messenger RNA, 950 nt
Organism: Hemicordylus capensis (graceful crag lizard)
Lineage: Eukaryota; Metazoa; Chordata; Lepidosauria; Squamata; Cordylidae
Gene: FBXO48
Product: F-box protein 48
Exons: 4
Coding region: 166-603 (145 amino acids)
Biological process (GO): SCF-dependent proteasomal ubiquitin-dependent protein catabolic process
Cellular component (GO): SCF ubiquitin ligase complex
Molecular function (GO): protein binding
Source: RefSeq, a predicted model, not a curated record